Peniophora sp. CBMAI 1063 is the source of this 1029-nucleotide messenger RNA. Lineage: Eukaryota; Fungi; Basidiomycota; Agaricomycetes; Russulales; Peniophoraceae. The record is from the annotation of a GenBank genome assembly.
AUGUCCUCUCGUAAACGCAAAUACCGCGGACAACAUCCCAACCGCUCACGCGGGAAAUAUGAAGGCGAUGACGAACCGGAGGGCGAUCGGCAAGAACCGGAGCAGCACUGGCAGCACCCUACCCAGCAGGAGCAUGAAUAUGACCCUGCGCUUCACAUUGUGGCACAUGAAGCCGACAUCGAGCGCGGACCCGGAGCCGCUCGCGCAGCCGACGCUUUGGAGGCGAGGCUGGCACAUCUACCUGGCAGCAGACUCAUCAGACUCGGUUGGGAAUCACUCGAAGGAAAGGAUGUAUGGGUAGAUAGAUAUGAUGCGCGACUACUGUUAGACGGACCACCAGUUGCAAACGGAGCGGGGCAUGAUACAUCAAGUGAUAUUCGCUCUUCCUCUCCAGGAUGGUCAGACCUACCCUCAGACGCGGAAGACACGUUCUUCCUGGCUCCCGAAGAUAUCGAAGAUUACGAACGUGAUAAACGUCGACGUGCUAUCGAGCAGUUACGCGAGGAUCGCAUGCGAGCCCUUGCUGCCGACGAUGAGGAAGAGCCUGUUGAUGAGGAUCCUUGGGGAGGAAGCGACGAAGAGCCCGAUGAUGCUCAGCGUGCCAUCAUGCAACGCACAGCUGGUCAUCUCCUGGCCUCCCCCAACGCAGCACAGUUGGAAAUGCGUAUCCUUGCAAACCAUGGUUCUAAACGAGAGUUCUCAUUCCUUCGUGGCCGGUGGGCCCGAGCGUGGGCGACAGUCAAAGCACAAGUACGUGCGGAGAAGCAGGGUCCGCCCAAGAAAGUAGACGCUGGAUUGGGAGGCUUGACGGCGUAUGACUCUGGCUCUGAUGAUGGGUCCAAUGAAGAAGCAGAGGAAACCUCUGCGACCGUGCAGACUAGGACCGCACCAGAUGACCCUACCAGUGACACUCAUAUCCAUGAAACUCUGGUCCAUGACGAAGACGCCGCGAAGCAGGCUAGACGUGCGAGAGCGCGGGAGUGGGCUGAACGUCGCCGCGCGGAGAAAGGCGAUGGGAAGUUGGUGUGA